This is a messenger RNA of Cottoperca gobio, 4423 nucleotides long. It is a transcript of the gene fosb, whose product is annotated as FBJ murine osteosarcoma viral oncogene homolog B. The transcript is spliced from 5 exons. Bases 209 to 1561 code for a protein of 450 amino acids. Gene Ontology annotation, cellular component: nucleus. Gene Ontology annotation, biological process: regulation of transcription by RNA polymerase II. Gene Ontology annotation, molecular function: RNA polymerase II cis-regulatory region sequence-specific DNA binding; DNA-binding transcription factor activity, RNA polymerase II-specific. The record is from RefSeq and is a predicted model, not a curated record. Lineage: Eukaryota; Metazoa; Chordata; Actinopteri; Perciformes; Bovichtidae.
UAAGACCAAAUCUGCUACUGUGCACCGUAACAGGUCACUUCUAACAUCCUCCGGCGUACCUCCAGCGGACUUUAUGGAUCUAUAAUCGCACAUUUGACAAGCGGAUAAAGGAUCCCGCUCCGAGGAUUUAAAGCUAAACGAGAGGACUUGUUUAACAGGCUGAUUGGGAGCUUCCCCCUAAACGCAGGGAACUGGAUUAAGCUUCUUCAUGCAACUUUUUUGGAAAGAAACCAGGAGCAUCUCACAGGGGAAUAGCAAAAAGAUCAACAACGGUGACAUCGCGCUCUCUCUGGUAGACCUAACUGCAGGUGUCGCGUUCUCUCUCAGUCCCUCCGGGGAGAUGUACCAAGGGUUCCCCGGCGACCCAGACAGCGGAUCCCGUGGAAGUUCCUCUCCAUCUAUAGAGUCCCAGUACCUUUCCUCGGUGGACUCCUUCGGAAGCCCGCCGACCACCAGUGCUCCGCAGGAGUGUGUGUCAGCAGGAGCUGGCUUGAGCAUUGUGGGUAGCGGGCCAGUGGCCAGUGUCGGAGGGGAGAUGCCCAGUUCAUUCGUGCCCACCGUCACCGCCAUCACCACCAGUCAGGAUCUGGAGUGGAUGGUACAGCCGACCCUUGUCUCAUCCCAGGCCUCUGGACUAAGUGGGUCCACUGGGAUCACAACCAUGACCCAUCCAGUAUCACUAGUUGACCCAUAUGACAUGCCAGGCCCCAGUUAUUCCUCAGUGUCUGCAUUUACCCCUCCAAGUUCAGACACUCAAGGCCUAGCUCCGGGCCCCAUGCGCCAUUCCAGAACCCGCAGCCGCCGUACACGAGAGGAGUCUGUGAGUGACGAUGGAGAUGUUGGUGUGUUACUAACACCUGAGGAGGAGGAGAAGAGGCGUGUUCGGCGAGAGAGAAACAAGUUGGCUGCCGCCAAAUGUAGAAACCGAAGACGAGAACUUACAGACAGACUGCAGUCGGAGACGGACAUAUUGGAGGAGGAGAAGGCAGAGCUGGAGGCUGAGAUCUCUGAGCUGCAGAAGGAGAAGGAACGUCUGGAGUUUGUCCUGGUGGCCCACCAGCCGAGCUGUAAGUUCCCGUACCCAGACCAACAACAGCAGGGCUCAGCGCAGCUGCCUCCCGUCCAGCCCCAGCUCCCUCCCGUCCAGCCCCAGCUCCUUCCCCAAACCCUACAACCUCCUGUCUCCAUUGUGGGCUUGGCUGUGAAUGAAGACUCUUUCUAUCUGCCUCCUGCCUACACAGCCCAUCCGGUCUCCACACAGUCCCAGCCUCCGGUCCAGCAGCAGCCUCAGCCAGGGAUAAUGCAGGAGGUAGAGUUUUCUCGUUCUUUCUAUGGCUCAAGUGAGCCGGCACCAGGCGGGCCGUGCCUCAUGGCCAGCGACAGUGGUGGUGGUGGUGGUAACCAUGACGAUGCGGCCAUUGGCAGCUACAACACCUCAUACACAUCUUCAUUUGUGUUCACCUACCCAGAGGGAGCCUGCGGGGUCAGUGCCAACCAGCGGAACAGCAGUAGCGAGCAGUCAUCUGAUUCCCUGAACUCGCCUUCACUGCUGGCGCUCUGACUGACCGACAAACACACGCGCACACAUAUGAACAAGCACAUACAUUAUGCUCGCUGGAAGUAGAGGCUGAGACAAGUACAUGCAGAGUACCUAUCAGCCUCACCGAUUGAGAAAAAACAACCAAUCGUUUGUUUGCGAUUGAGUUAAAGUUUACACAUUUAUGCAUUCCAAUCAAGAGCCAUAUAAAUAUUUGCACAUGAAUUACAUUAGAUAUAACCUUUAACAACAAUAUAUAAAUAAUUUCUUGUCAGAAUUCCUGCAACAAGAUAAGUGAAUAAAAACGAAGUCACAAAAUCCAAGUUACAAAUCUUAAAUGAACAUUUUCAAUCGUGUACAGUACAUUGAGUAAAAUACCAACAAGCUCACUAUACACGCCAACAAGCACCAGUGCCCCCACCUUGUUCCCUCUGUGGGUUGACUUUUCCAGUGCUCUUGCUCUCAUCCUUUCCCAUCCUUUUCCUUCUUCUUCCUCUGGCUGAAUGUAUUUGUGCAAAUCUGAAAUAGGGACGAAGGACAUUUUGUUCAGAGUCUCUUCUUGUGGGAGACAGACUGCUGAUUUCUCGCUCACCUCUAACUCUUCAUCUGCUCGAAUUCCCUCUGCUUCUUCAUUUGUUGCUUGGAUUUGGCAAGUUGAGGAUCUGAGUAUCACAGACUCCACAAAAUCUAAUGCUUUCUUCUCUCGUUUUUUGUUUUUGAAAUUCUUCUGCCGGCUGCGUACCUGCCAUGCGACCCAUCCCUGCCCAUCUGUUUCUCCUCUACUGUCACUGUGUUUCUCCCUCUCUCUGAAGUCUUCAACCCCUGAGAGCCCGAAGACCCCCUCCAGCCCUUGGGACCUUGAGUGAAUGACGGCCCAACUAAUUCGUCGUUUUGCACCCUCUCAUACAAGGACAUGGACGCAACCCCCCCCAAUACAGCAGAAUGUUUUCUUGGAGCGCAUUGCUCGAAGCAGAUCCUUACAGUGAACAGCAGCUAAAUACUUUUACACACACAUAGACGCAUAAUUGAUGAACGCAAAAUGCAAGACAGAUGCCACUGUCUUCUGCUGAGCCAUUUUUCAAUGUUCACACAAUGAAGAUAGGACAACAUAAGUGUUGUGAGGCCGGAUACAAGUGAGGAUGGAGAGAGUUUUAGCAGAAGGGGAGAAAAGGAAGUGCAACCAAGCUGGUCAGACUCAAAUGGAGAGGUGAUGAUUGAAGAGGAAGACUCCCAUCCUAACCAUCCAUUUUUGGAACCAAAUGUUGAAAACACAGAAAGAGCCAAAUGUUAAAGUAAAAAUAUUGCUCUUUCCAACUGUGUGGAGGUGUGACCUCAGUUAUAACACCUCCAUAACCAAGAGCCUCAUCACCCUGGGCCUACAUGCGUAUAUUCACACCAUCACUUUCAAGUCUCUGAACUGAAGAUAUGACGUUUUGUGGCAGCGCACCGACUCAAUCAGAUGUGAACCGAUGCCUUUAUUUAGAGGAGAGACGUUUUUGGUAGUGAUUCAGACAACCUCUAAACAUUUGGGCUCAGUGGUCUCUGUACCUCCCCUGUUCUCUCUGCGGAGACGAGGUGGAGGUGCGUUUAUUGUGAGUGCGUCCACUCUGAGGCACCUGGCCCGUUUAUUUCUUUCUUUAUUGAGGUUGAUGUGGCGAGUGAGCCCAAAGCAAGACGUGGAAACAAAAGGGAAGAAGAUGUGGGCUGAUGUUGUGGAGUGAGCGUCCCUUCUUUGCCUGUGAAUUUAUACUAUUUGUUUUUCCUGUAUGUUUGAGUGAGAAUUGUUAUAUAUUUUAAUGUUCAUGUUUGUUUGUUUGUGUGUUUGAUCGUUUUGCAUUGACCUCUGCUUUCACUUGUGCUGUUGCCCUUUCUUGUUUUGUUUUGUUCUUUGUUUUUUUUUAUCUGGUGAUUUUCUCAUAACUGUUACUAUUAUUACUGCAUCGUAACUUGUUUCAUUAUUUUGUUGUAUUUUCUUUUGGCAACUUUGGAGGCAUGUUGUGAACUACAAAAAAAAUCUUAAUAUAAAUCUAUAUGCAUACAUAUAUACAGGUAACAUGUAUAUAUAUAAGUGUAUGUACCAUGAUUGUAAAAUAUGAAUGUCUGCAGAUCUAAAUGGGAUAUUUUUGUCAAUGAAGAACAAGAUGAAAUGUUACUGAGGUUUAGUUUUUAAAUGAAUAUUUUUCUAAAGGAACAAAAAACUAUAAUAAUUUUAAAGUACUGCCCUGUCCCUCAACAUGAAGCACGAUGUCACUGCCUCUGUCAAUGUGUAUUUAUGUUUUAUAAACAAUAUAAAGAACUAUCCAAGUUACAUGAAAUGUAUGUUUAUAAUUAUAAUGUUAGAAAGUUGUGGUAAUGCCUUGUUUUUGUUUGUUUGUUUUUUCUCUGUGAGGUCUGUCCCAAAGCUACUGACACCUAAUGCCACUUGAUCCUUAGCAGACGCAAAAUGAGGAAAUAAAAACUAGUGUGAUUGAAUGUCAAUACACAUAUUAAAAGUGUUCAGACCACAACAUACUGACUAAACUCUUUUAUUUAAGGACAAAGUAUUUCAUACCCAGUAUGCAUUUAUGUCCAUUAAAAACAUAUCACUUAAUAAUUGUGUUAUUUCCUAACAGAAACUUGUGUUCGAAGGAUAACUGCAGUUUCAGCCUUGAUAUGAACAUUAUCGUGUUAAUCCAUCCUCGUACUCAAAAACAUAUGUUGUCUAAUUGAGAUUUAACAUUUCCUGUGAUUGUAUUUGCUGAAUAAGAAUCUUUAUUUUCAAUAAAUAAAUAUGUUUAUUCAAAAACAAUGGCUAGAUUAAUUUAAAUUUGUGUUGAAAAGUGGCUCUUGGUGGUCAGAAAAUGGGCAGACCUCUUUUUUUAUUUUUUUUAUAAAUGACUGUGUUCG